AUGAGACAAGACAUUCUGAGUUAUCUUCAAGGCGAUGAUUUCGACAUCUCAAUGGGAACCCUUACCAACAUACAGGGGAAGGACUAUCGGGCAAUAUUCACAUACCUCUUGCUGACUCUGGACCCAUGCCAUCCGUUGAACGAGAAUGCGAGAUUCGAGGAGCAAUUCGUUCCAGCCCUUAAAUCAUUAAAGUACCCUUACGCUCACCAAAUUGACAAUAAGUGGCUGGCGGCCCCUGCCAGCAUGCAUUCAUGGCCAUCACUCCUCGGUGUUCUCCACUGGCUGGUGGAAGUAUGUAAGGCUCGGGAUGAAUAUCUUUCCAGUGGUCAUCCGACGCUCCAAUUUGCUGCCGAUGUGCCAGAGGAGUUCGACCAGCCCUGUGAUCACCUCACUUUAGCAUUCGAGUAUUAUACACAUUCAUACCUUGUUUGGUUGGAUGGAUCAGAUGAAUUUCCGGAAGCUAAGCAGGCGUUAGAGGAUCGGUUCGCUAAGAAGAAUGAAAGGGUUCAACGUGACCUAGAGGAGCAGACGAAUCAAUUGAACGAACUUAAGAUGGAACUUCAUCGAUUGGAAUCUUCAGCUGCCCCCGUAGCAAAGCUACAGAAUGAGAAUGAACUACUCCGUGGGGACAGCGAGAAAUUCCAAAAGAUCCUUCAUCAGUAUGAAGGUCGCAAGAAGAAGUUGGUUGACACGAUUGCUUCCGAGAAGGCGGAGCUAGCCUUACGAGACGCACACCUCCAGCAACUUGCUUCAGACCAGACGAGGCUUGCAGAGAUAGUGAAGACCCAGAAUCUCAGUCCGGAGGAAGUUAUUCGGAUGAACACUGAGCACGAGACACUCUCCCGAAAUUUGGAAGACCUCAAGCAGAAGAUUGAAGAAACGCGCCGAACAGUGAUGAGCCUGGAGGUCAAUGUCACUAAUCGAGCAGCGGCCGCCGAAGAAGCUCUUGAUUCAUACACUAAUCUACUUUCUAAGCUAGAACUGUUUCCCCCACUCCCAGUCCCAUUGCACGACAUCGACCUGACAUUGGAAAUCAAUACCGGUGCUUCCAAUCACCUGCAACUUUUGAACGGAGCCGACAUACGAAAAGUGAUCAAGCCGACCCUUAGUACGAUUGCCGAAAUGAAGCGCGGGGAGCGUGCAGAAGUAGAGAGUGAACGAAUCAAAGUGGACAACGAGCUCGACCAAUUGACGGUCGACUGCGAGAACGUGGAUCAAGAAAUCGAGGAGCUGGAGAAGAAGGUCGUUGGAUUGAAUGAACAGGCUGAUGAUCUACGGGAGGCAGCGCAGCAGGAGGCUUUAGUUAGUAAUGCGGAGGCGGCCAGACUGGAAAGGGAGCUAGCCCAUGCCAGAACAGCGGCUCUAGCCAACGGAAUGGGUGUCAAAUCACGACUCCAAGCCCUCCAAUUCGAUUACCGGGAACAGAUUGAGAAGGUUGCACGGCUGAAGGAAGAAACUGUUCGGGCCAUCAUGAAGAACAGCAAUGAUAUAUGUAUGUUCAAGCAAGAGGUGUCGCGUCUACUCGGUGACCUUCGCAAGUUUACCGAAGAGGAUUAG
Pleurotus ostreatus (oyster mushroom) is the source of this 1557-nucleotide messenger RNA. RefSeq names its product kinetochore-associated Ndc80 complex subunit ndc80 (gene NDC80). The record is from RefSeq and is a predicted model, not a curated record. Gene Ontology annotation, biological process: attachment of mitotic spindle microtubules to kinetochore. NCBI's taxonomy places the organism in Eukaryota, Fungi, Basidiomycota, Agaricomycetes, Agaricales, Pleurotaceae. The transcript is spliced from 7 exons. Gene Ontology annotation, cellular component: Ndc80 complex. The coding region runs from base 1 to 1557 and encodes 518 amino acids.